AUGACCGAAGAAAUUGAGUCUCACAUCAUUCAGAAGUACGAAGUAUUAUAGAAAAUGGGGAAAGGAGCAUAUGGAGUGGUUUGGAAAGCCAUAGAUCGAAAAACAAAAUAAAUUGUUGCGCUCAAAAAAGUAUUUGAUGCAUUUCAUAAUGCCACUGAUGCGUAACGCACUUUUCGAGAAGUCAUGUUUUUGUAAGAGAUGGCCCAUGACAAUGUUAUUCGAAUGACCAAUAUUCAUAGAGCUGAUAAUAAUAAGGAUCUGUAUAUUGUUUUCGAUUUCAUGGAAACAGACCUCCAUGCUGUGAUACGAGGUGGAAUUCUUGAAGAAAUUCAUUAGAGAUAUAUAAUCUAUUAAAUACUCAAAGCAUUAAAAUACAUUCACUCUGCUGAAAUCAUACAUAGAGAUCUUAAACCAUCAAAUGUGUUACUCGAUGCAGAAUGCAAUGUCAAGGUGGCUGAUUUUGGUUUAGCUAGAAGUCUUUUAAAUCAAGUCGAAGAAAGUGCCAUUCUGACUGAAUAUGUAGCAACUCGAUGGUACCGAGCUCCUGAAAUUCUCCUUGGAUCCACCUAAUACACUAAAGCUGUUGACAUGUGGUCAGUUGGCUGCAUCUUAGGGGAAAUGAUCAACGGAAAGCCUAUUUUCCCUGGGAGUUCUACUCUCAAUCAAAUAGAGAGAGUCCUCGAAGUUAUAGGUAGACCUACCACAUCUGAAUUAGAAAGUGUAUAAGCACCUAUGGCUUCACAAAUUGUAAACAACAUUCCUAAAGGCUAAAGAAUUGGAUUUACCAAUUACUUUCCUAAAGCAACUCCUUAAGCUUUGGAUUUAAUUCGUAGGUUGCUUUCAUUCAACCCUUCCCAGAGAAUUUCUGUUGAAGAAGCCUUGAAACAUCCUUACGUUGGUGCAUUCCAUCACAAUAAUCAAGAAGGUACUACAAAUCCAAUUAUAAUCUCCAUGGAUGAUAACAAGAAAUUUAGUAUUAAAGAAUAUAGAGAGGCAUUGUAUUUAUAGAUUAGUAAGAAAUAUGAAACUAAAUUUGAGAAUAAAUUUGAAACUAAAUAUGAAAAUAAAUUUGAGAACUCCUUUAAAAACAUAGAACAAAAUUAAUAAGAGAGGAAAAGAACUUAAAGUUUUUAAUAGGCAUCAAAAAAACCUAACGCUCCUUCUAAUUCUACACUUACUAAUGAGCAAAAUAUUAUAAAAUAACAAGAUCCCAACACAUAACAUGUUUCACAAAACUAUCUCAAGGAAUACUUAUCGAAUUGCAGUAAGGAUUACUUAGGAUAAUAAUAGUCAUAAUAGAAUGUCAAUAUGAGCAAAGAAUUUAUUAGUGGAUAAUUAGGUAAAGAGAUUAACAAAGAAAACUAUAAAUCAAAAAAUCUAGCGGACGUUUCAAUUAAUAAAAUGGAAAGAGACAAUUCCAUUUCUAAAAAAUAAAUUAUUUCUCCUUGGACUUAAGCUAAUCAAAAACCUUAAACUGCAACACAAUAAUAGAGGCCACCUUCCGUUAGUGUUUAUACUACAAUGAAUUAGGCAUCUUCAAAUCAAUUAAAAUCUUAAAUUCCCUAAUAAAUAAACAAUAAUGUGUGUGCUGCAUAAAAGAGAAUUAGUACCAAAAUGCCUACUAGUGGUACGAGCACAUCAUUCUAUGUUCCCCCUGACAAAAAUAAUUCUAGUUUUAAUUAUGGUAAGAAAAUUUCUAAGGACAAUAGUUUCUUAGGUGAUCAUAAUACUUCUACGCAAUCAAACAUACCCCAGCCAAUGCAUUAAAAAACUGUGAGCAUGAACUAUUAAACAUAUUUAAUGUAAAAGGGUAUUUCAGAUCAAAGAAGUAAACAACACCUAGUUAAUCAUCAAAGAACAUAGUCUUCCUUAGGAGCAAAUAAUAGUGUAUUGAUCAAUAGAUGUAAAGAAUUCCUUCAAAACAUACAAGCUAUUAAAAAAUGA
This is a messenger RNA of Paramecium tetraurelia, 1944 nucleotides long. RefSeq lists its product as uncharacterized. NCBI's taxonomy places the organism in Eukaryota, Ciliophora, Oligohymenophorea, Peniculida, Parameciidae. Gene Ontology annotation, biological process: intracellular signal transduction; protein phosphorylation. Gene Ontology annotation, molecular function: MAP kinase activity; ATP binding. The record is from RefSeq and is a predicted model, not a curated record. Gene Ontology annotation, cellular component: cytoplasm; nucleus. The transcript has 3 exons.